AUGUCCGACUCGCCAGUAAAGAUGGAUGAAUCACACGGUUACAAGGAACCUUCAGCGCAAACCGUAGCAAGAGAUGGAGAAGCGCCUGUGAGCGUUUUGGAAGAUGGAUCGUUGGACCCCGUGUACGAAGCCAAAGCGAAGAUGCUGAACAAGGCCAUGCAAGACAUCGGGAUGGGAAAGUAUCAAUGGCAGCUCUUCAUCGUGAUUGGAUUCGGCUGGGCAAUGGACAAUCUCUGGCCGAUAGUAACAUCCCUCAUCUUCACGCCCAUAACCAACGAAUUCAACCCCACACGCCCACCGCUACUGUCUCUCUCGCAAAACAUUGGACUUCUCUUCGGCGCCGUCUUCUGGGGUUUUGGCUGCGACAUCUUCGGAAGACGAUGGGCAUUCAACCUCACUAUCGGUAUCACGGCUGUGUUCGGAAUGAUAGCAGCGAGUAGCCCCAAUUUCGGUGCUAUUGGCACGUUCGCUGCUCUUUGGUCUGUUGGUGUGGGCGGAAACCUGCCUGUGGAUUCAGCGAUUUUCCUGGAGUUCUUGCCUGGGAGCCAUCAGUAUCUGCUUACAAUUUUGUCGAUCUACUGGGCGCUCGCGCAAGUCUUUGCCACGCUUGUAGCAUGGCCGUUACUUGGGAACCUCACCUGUCAGCAGACGGAUACAAACUGCACAAGAGGAGAAAAUAUGGGAUGGCGGUACUUCAUGAUCGUCAUGGGAGGCGUCGCUCUCCUGAUGUUCAUUGGCCGCUUCGUCUUCUUCACAAUCUUCGAGUCCCCCAAAUUCCUGAUGGGCAAAGGCCGAGACGCAGACGCCGUCCGCAUCGUCCACGAAGUCGCGCGCCGAAACGGCAAAGAAUGCACCCUCACCCUGGAAGAACUAGAAUCAUGCAACAACUACGCGCUACCUGGUACCGUCCAGCAAACCAGCACCGCCACCGCAGCAGUCAAGCGCAAGCUCCAGAAGCUAGAUAGCUCACACGUAAAAGCCCUGUUUGCGACCAAGAAGCUAGCCUUCUCAACUAGCACCAUCACACUCGUCUGGGCAUUCAUCGGCCUCGGCUACCCCCUCUACAACGCCUUCCUACCCUAUAUCCAAGCCACCCGCGGUGCCGACUUCGGUGACGGCUCGACCUACAUCACCUACCGCAACAGUCUCAUCAUCGCCGUGCUUGGCGUACCAGGAUGCAUCCUCGGCGCAGUACUCGUCGAAACACCGCACAUCGGUCGCAAAGGCACACUAGCUCUCUCUACAGUCCUCACUGGCGUCUUUCUCUUAUGUUCCACAACGGCGCUCACCUCCAACGCCCUUUUAGGAUGGAACUGCGCCUAUAACUUCAUGAGCAACAUUAUGUAUGCGGUGUUGUAUGCGUAUACGCCUGAGAUCUUUCCGACCAAAGAUCGCGGUACGGGAAAUGCUAUAACGGCGAGUGCGAACAGGGUGUUUGGUAUUAUGGCGCCUAUUGUGGCGAUGUUUGCGGAUUUGGAGACGAGUGCGCCGGUUUAUGUUAGUGGGGCGUUGUUUAUUGCUGCGGGUAUUUUGGUGCUUAUACUGCCUUUCGAGAGUAGGGGGAAAGCGAGUAUGUAA
This is a messenger RNA of Alternaria triticimaculans, 1578 nucleotides long. RefSeq lists its product as uncharacterized. The transcript has 3 exons. The coding region runs from base 1 to 1578 and encodes 525 amino acids. Lineage: Eukaryota; Fungi; Ascomycota; Dothideomycetes; Pleosporales; Pleosporaceae. Gene Ontology annotation, biological process: transmembrane transport. Gene Ontology annotation, molecular function: transmembrane transporter activity. Gene Ontology annotation, cellular component: membrane. The record is from RefSeq and is a predicted model, not a curated record.